AAGCACAGAGGGAGGGAGAACGAUCGACGCCGAGCAACGAUCGACGCCGAGCAACGAAGGAAACGAAACGGAAAGAGCAAAAGAGAAAGAGACCUAGAAGAGGGCAUGGCAUCCACAUCUACCAGGAAUGAGGAGAAAAAGGGCAGCUGGCAGCCUCAAGCUGUAUCCUCCUCCAGUGGAGGUCGGAAGGUUUCAGUAUCUCGUUCUGAGGAAUUCCUGACCCGGAUCAGCACUGAACUUGCAGAUGAGGCCUUGUUUUGGGCCCGCCGCCAUGUGAACCCUGUGCCCAUUAAGGAAAAGCAGACACAAGACCAAGGGACUCAGAUGUCCAGACAUGGGUUCUUCACCAAGACCCGAGCCACAGACACCCGCUCCGACCGAAACCGUACCCGCACCAAGGGACACCUUCUGCCCUCCUCUCGUGAAAAGAGCAUUCUUCAAAACUCUUUUGCAACUCGUUAAACACCAGUUUUGGGGGGGACUUCUGGUCAUGGGCAGCAUCACCCUGAAGCCUCCAAAGUGUUCUGGAACCAUCACACCACUCUCCACCCUCAGCCAGCAAGGACACCGCCAGGAGUAAAGGCGUCAAUAAAGAGGCAGGGAUCCUCCCCUCUCACCGACUCA
This is a messenger RNA of Microcebus murinus (gray mouse lemur), 624 nucleotides long. NCBI's taxonomy places the organism in Eukaryota, Metazoa, Chordata, Mammalia, Primates, Cheirogaleidae. The record is from RefSeq and is a predicted model, not a curated record.